CCCAGGCUUCCCAAGGCCAGCACCAACAUCCAAUGGAGCCAACCGAUCGGCAUGCACAUUCGUGCGAAUAGCGACGAGCCGCUCAUGGUGUUCCGGCGCGCGAUAGGGAUCAACAGCGACCUGGCGCCCAAGUCGGCACGGCCAGGCGCCACAGAGUUGGGCCUGCGCGAGCCGACAGGCGUCUACAAGAAUGUCCUGCGCGAAAAGAGGCGGCGCAAGGCUCAGCACUUUGUCAUGUCGUGGCUGCUCUAUUUUAUCCACUUCGCGCAGAUUGUCAUCGGCGCAACCUUGACGGCCCUGGGCCCCAACGCAUCGCGGUAUACCGUGCCUAUCACCGUGCUGGGCGCCAUCAACACCGUCAUAGCGGGCGUGCUGGCUCUCAUGAAGGGCCAGGGCCUGCCUGAGAGGUUACACAAGGACGAGACGGAGUUUCGCAGGCUGCAGGAGUGGAUCGAGGAGACGGAGGCGCUGCUGGUCACGGGGGUCAUCGGGAAGGACAGGAGGGAUAUUGGGGUGCUGGUCGAGAGCGCGUUUCGUAAAUAUAACUCGGCGCAGAAGUCGCAGGAGAACAAUCGUCCGGAUAAU
Molecule: messenger RNA, 585 nt
Organism: Cryphonectria parasitica EP155
Lineage: Eukaryota; Fungi; Ascomycota; Sordariomycetes; Diaporthales; Cryphonectriaceae
Exons: 1
Source: RefSeq, a predicted model, not a curated record